AUGUUCGCGUUGGAAACAUUGCUUCCGCUGAACAAAAUAACCGAGAAGAGUCCUUUGCAUCAGCUCAAGGAUGCAAAGUUGAGGGACGCCAGUGCAUCCACACAGCAGGCACAGGUCUACUUCGACUCGGAAACUGGAUUCAGAAGCACCUCAGUCUACCACCCCAAAGAUCUUGGCUCCAAUGUAAGACUGCGCAGUCCUGCCAUUAUCAUGGACGAGACUCAGACCAUAGUGAUCAACCCUCAUGUGGUGGUACACGUCCUGACACAUGCAUACUUAUCGACUUGGAGACCGCGUCUCGACAAGCCACGUAUUCGUCAAUGGUUGGCCUUUAUCGAUACUAAGGUCGAUGAAGUGAUGACCAAGAUUUCUCCGGGCUUCGGUUAUUACGAGACAAUUGCGGGUGGAGCUGGUGAAGGUGAUGACUGGGUUGGAGAGGAUGGUAUACAUGUGCAAAUGCCAAACACCCGAAUCACCGACCCUGAGAUUCUCGAGAAACAAAGCAAUAAAACUCAUCAGGGGAGAGGUCCUAGUAGAAAGCUGUAGGGUGAUGGAAGGUAUUGUAUUGUUUGAGUUAUAAGGGUCUGCCGAUAUGCAGGGUCUACUUAUAGUGGCU
Molecule: messenger RNA, 616 nt
Organism: Bipolaris sorokiniana ND90Pr
Lineage: Eukaryota; Fungi; Ascomycota; Dothideomycetes; Pleosporales; Pleosporaceae
Exons: 2
Coding region: 1-546 (181 amino acids)
Biological process (GO): glutathione metabolic process
Cellular component (GO): cytosol
Molecular function (GO): 5-oxoprolinase (ATP-hydrolyzing) activity
Source: RefSeq, a predicted model, not a curated record